AUGAGUGGCUCGAAGCCAGACAUCCUGUGGGCACCACACCAGGUGGACAGGUUUGUGGUGUGUGACUCAGAGCUGAGCCUUUACCAUGUGGAGCCCGUGGGCAGCUCGGAACUCAAAGCAGGCUCUCUGAGGCUGUCUGAAGACUCCGCGGCCACCCUCCUGUCCAUCAACUCAGACACCCCGUACAUGAAGUGCGUGGCCUGGUACCUCAGCUAUGACCCCGAGUGUCUGCUGGCUGUGGGCCAGGCCAACGGCCGUGUGGUCCUCACCAGCCUGGGCCAGGACCACAACUCCAAGUUCAAAGAUCUGAUCGGGAAGGAGUUUGUCCCCAAACAUGCCAGGCAGUGCAACACCCUGGCCUGGAACCCGCUGGACAGUAGCUGGCUGGCCGCUGGCCUGGACAAGCACCGUGCUGACUUCUCUGUGCUCAUCUGGGACAUCUGCAGCAAGUACAGCCCCGAGACCACGGUGCCUCUGGAGAAGGGGAGGCUGGCUGCCGCAGGGGACACUGAGGCCGGGCUGGUGGUGACCAAGCCCCUGUAUGAACUGGGCCAGAACGACGCCUGCCUGUCUCUGUGCUGGCUGCCUCGAGACCAGAAGCUCCUCCUCGCCGGCAUGCACCGGAACCUGGCCAUCUUUGAUCUCCGCAACACCAGCCAGAAGAUGUUUGUGAACACCAAAGCUGUCCAGGGAGUGAUGGUGGACCCCCACUUCCACGACCGUGUGGCUUCUUUCUACGAAGGCCAGGUGGCCAUCUGGGAUCUGCGCAAGUUUGAGAAGCCCGUGCUGACCCUGACAGAGCAGCCCAAGCCCCUCACCAAAGUGGCCUGGUGCCCCACAAGAACGGGGCUGCUGGCCACCCUGACGAGGGACAGCGACAUCAUCCGGCUGUACGACAUGCAGCACACGCCCACACCCAUAGGAGAUGAGACUGAGCCGACCAUCAUUGAGCGCAGCGUCCAGCCCUGCGACAACUACAUCGCCUCCUUCGCCUGGCACCCCACCAGCCAGAACCGGAUGAUCGUGCUGACGCCCAACCGGACCAUGUCCGACUUCACUGUGUUUGAGCGCAUCUCCCUGGCCUGGAGUCCAGUCACCUCCCUGAUGUGGGCCUGCGGCCGUCACCUCUAUGAGUGCGCCGAGGAGGGUGGCGGCGACCCCUCUCUCGAAAAGGACAUCGCCACCAAGAUGCGCCUCCGGGCUUUGUCCCGCUACGGCCUGGACACCGAGCAGGUCUGGAGAAACCACGUGCUGGCAGGGAACGAAGACCCCCAGCUGAAGUCCCUCUGGUAUACUCUGUACUUCAUGAAGCAGUACACCGAAGACUUGGGCCCGAAAUCCCCCGGCCACAAAGGCUCGCUGGUUUACGCAGGCAUUAAAACCAUCGUGAAGUCGUCUCUGGGCAUGGCAGAGGGCAGCAGCAGGCAUAACUGGAGCGGGGCUUCUGAGAAGCCGAGCGAGGGCCAGAGUCUGAGCGAAGAGAGAAUCCUGGCCUUGCAGCUCUGUGGCUGGAUCAACAAGGGGACCAGCGUGGAUGUGGGCCCCUUCCUGAAUUCCCUUGUGCAAGAGGGAGAAUGGGAGCGCGCUGCCGCCGUGGCCUUGUUCAACCUGGACAUCCGACGAGCCAUCCAGAUCUUGAACGAAGGUGCCUCUUCUGAGAAAGGCGACUUGAACCUCAACGUUGUGGCCAUGGCACUGUCAGGGUACACAGAUGAGAAGAACUCCCUUUGGAGGGAGAUGUGCAGCACCCUACGGCUACAGCUUAGUGACCCCUACCUCUGCGUCAUGUUUGCCUUCCUGACGAGUGAACCUGGCUCUUAUGACGGUGUCUUGUACGAGAAUAAGGUGGCCGUGCGAGACAGGGUGGCAUUUGCCUGCAAGUUCCUCAGCGAUGCUCAGUUGAAUAGAUACAUUGAGAAGCUGACCAACGAAAUGAAGGAGGCGGGCAACCUGGAGGGCAUCCUGCUGACGGGCCUGACCAAGGACGGGGUGGACUUGAUGGAGAGCUACGUCGACAGAACGGGGGACGUGCAGACGGCAAGCUAUUGCAUGCUCCAGGGCUCUCCCUCGGACGUCCUUAAAGACGAGCGGGUGCAGUAUUGGAUUGAGAACUACAGGAAUCUGCUGGACGCGUGGCGCUUCUGGCACAAGCGCGCAGAAUUCGACAUUCACCGCAGCAAGCUGGACCCCAGCUCCAAGCCCCUGGCACAGGUCUUCGUCAGCUGCAACUUCUGCGGCAAGUCCAUCUCGUACAGCUGCUCGGCCGUCCCCCACCAGGGCCGGGGCUUCAGCCAGUACGGCGUCAGCGGCUCCCCGACCAAGUCCAAAGUGACCAGCUGCCCCGGCUGCCGGAAGCCGCUGCCGCGCUGUGCCCUCUGCCUCAUCAACAUGGGGACGCCCGUCUCGAGCUGCCCAGGAGGGUCCAGGCCGGACGAGAAGGCGGACCUCAGCAAGGACAAGAAGCUCGCCCAGUUCAACAACUGGUUCACCUGGUGCCACAACUGCAGGCACGGCGGCCACGCCGGCCACAUGCUCAGCUGGUUCAGGGACCACGCAGAGUGCCCCGUGUCUGCAUGUUCCUGUAAGUGCAUGCAGUUGGACACGACCGGGAACCUCGUUCCGGCAGAGACCGUGCAGCCCUAGGCCGUAGGUUUCGGGGUGCUGCUUCCUAGCAGGGCUCCACAGAGCCGAGUCACCCCCAAACACACACCCCACUUGGAGGCCCAUCCCUCAGCACUUUUCCUCGAGGCCACCAGACAUCACCCUGAUGACCUCAUGCCGUUCCAUUUGGGUAGAACCAUCGUGGUGGGCGAGCGGGAAAUUCCUCAUCAAUAGUGUAAUCCAGCCCCCACGAUCCCAAGAGGCUGGAUCCAUCUUCAAAUGGGGCCUCUGAACUUCUGGAGGGUCUCCUCCCUCUCCCCUUCUCCAGUCCCCUUCCUAACCCCCCCCCCCCAAAGAGGAGUGAUUCAUACAACAGGAUGGGGUUUCCUGUCCCAAGGCCCGUCUUCCUGCCAUCCACUUCCAUGGUUCCAUUUGGGGACCUGUUAGAUGGGCCCUCAGUGUGCCAGAGGAGGAGAGUCCCUUCCCUGUGUGGCCCAGUUCUGUUCCAAAAUGCCCCUCUAAUCCCUGGGCCUGCCCCCCGGCCCCUCCAAGGGCCACCCAGCCAAUUCUCAGUGCAGACCCAGGAAGAGAACACGCAUGGACCCUGGGCCUUGACCCCCAAGCAGCCAAAACAUCUGGGGGGCAAGGGCCCUGGGCGUCCUCUGGGCAAGCCCCUCUGGAGCAGUGGGAGCACAGGUCAACCCGGCAUCCUGAGCCCCGGAGCAAAGCUUUGUGCUGCCCAGCUGGGUCAUUCUGGUCACCCCGGGGCAAAUGCUCUUCAGGCAAUCACAGUAGGUGAGCUGGAUUCAGAAACCAAGCUGUGACCAGAAGGGGCUUGGGGCAGCCUCAAGGAAGUGGCUCUGUGACAAUCUGACUUUAAAAGCAAAAUUGUAAUUAUUGUGGAUAUUUAUAAUUUUUGUACAGGGCUGUUUUGUUAAUAAAGAGGAUGUUCACAUUG
Molecule: messenger RNA, 3559 nt
Organism: Gracilinanus agilis (Agile Gracile Mouse Opossum)
Lineage: Eukaryota; Metazoa; Chordata; Mammalia; Didelphimorphia; Didelphidae
Gene: MIOS
Product: meiosis regulator for oocyte development
Exons: 10
Coding region: 1-2643 (880 amino acids)
Biological process (GO): positive regulation of TORC1 signaling; cellular response to amino acid starvation
Cellular component (GO): cytoplasm
Molecular function (GO): protein binding
Source: RefSeq, a predicted model, not a curated record